CGGUGCUGGCGACGGUGGGCUGUUGCCUAUUCCUUCACGUUUCCUUCACCGGCCGCGCGAAGCAAAUGGCCGACAAUGGCCAAGCGACGGACAUUCGGUCCACCCUCCAAUCUUCGCGCUCCGUCUAUCUCCUCCUAUGUGCUCUCCCUUGACGCACUCUCAACGCACUCUCUCAACGCACUCUCAAUCCGCAAGUGACCCUCGGCCUGGCACGCGCUGAUUGAAACUGGGUGUAUCUCUGGUACAUGACUGUCAACCUCUAUCUAACGACAACAUCUACCAUUGCUCAGAUGUCUGUUGUACUGCAUCGAUGCGUCUCUGCUCGUGUGCCUAUCUCCCUGCAAUUAGCUCUUCCACACCCACGGCCACGCCUACGCCUACGCUCACACGUACGCAGAGACGCACAUACAAACGCAUACACAAAAGCACACACGGCGCAAGCACACACACACACCCACACACACACACGGAGAGAGAGAGAGAGAGAGAGAGAGAGAGAGAGAGAGAGAGAGAGAGAGAGAGAGAGAGAGAGAGAGAGAGAGAGGCGCAAGGGGAGUCUGUCCGCUUGUGAGGAAUAUAGACGUUGAAUCGAUGCUCUUACUGCCUGGUCGCGGAUCUUCUGUAGAUGGGGGAGUGGGGGCAGUUGUAGUUGAUUGAAAGGAGAGGGCAAGCAUUCGAUCAAGCUUAUUAAUCACGUGUACCAAUCGAGAAACCGCAAGUCGUUACUGUAUCACUCAACCGUCGGUACGAAUACCGAAAAAUUUUGGCACCCGAGUGAGAAACGACGUGACACGUCAUUUUCUGCGGCCGUGUAGUCGGGUUGUUCUCAAAACACACGUACACACACACACACACACAAUUCAACGGCUGCUAUUCUUUUCAAUGUCUCCAUCGUAGACGAAUCAAUUACCUACUGUGUGAUCUCUCGGUGCUGCGCAGCCACACACACACACACACACACGCACACACACAGACACACACACAGAGAGAGAGAGAGAGAGAGAGAGAGAGAGAGAGAGAGGUACGUUUUACGGUGGACCGUUUUCUUUCUCCGGUUUUGCUCGCUUUACUCCUCAGUGAGCGGCAGGAUUCAUCUAGAUUGAAUCGUGAGCAGCUGGAUUGAAUUCUGAGCUUGUGGAGGAGAGCGGCGGUAGCGCAGCCAGGGAGCGCUUUUGCUUUGUAAGACUGAUCGACUAAAGGGUUCGGUACGCUACGAUGGGAGACGAGAGAGCCACACGGAAGCUUCGGAUCGCCGCGGAACCGACUAUGGAUGCUGGAGAUGUACAAGCAUACGGCGGCCGAGGAGGGAGUGCGAGUGGGGUUACGCCGCAGAGGCAGCAUCAGGAGCAAUGCUUGAUACCUGGGCUGAAUAAUGAUCUUGCUCUGGAGUGUCUCGUCCGUGUUCCCAGAGAAUACCAUUUUCAGAUGAAAUGUGUAAGCAGAGGCUGGCGCUCUUUGCUGAGGGGAGACGACUUUUACAGCCACAGGGCGCGAAACCGACUCACGGAGUAUUGGAUUUACGUUCUCACCUAUGAGAGAAACGAGCCGAAGAACACGUGGCAGGCUUACGAUCCCCGUUGUGUUCGCUGGCACAAGCUUCCAGACAUGCCGGAGACCUACCGGUCAGCGCUCGGGCUGCGCGCCGCCGUCCUGCACAACAUGCUUUUCGUCUUCGGCGGGAAGGAGGGCAUGGCCAAAAAGGAGGUGGAGGGUUUAUGGAAGUUCGAUCCCCGCACACUGGAAUGGUCGAUGGGCGCGCGCAUGCUCAAUCCGCGCGCUCACUUUGCUAGCGCCGUUGUGAACGGCUCCCUCUUUGUCGCCGGGGGUUUCGGCGCCGACGGGAAGAUGCUCAAUUCUGCAGAGGUUUAUAAUCCUCUGGAGGAUUCAUGGCAGGCAAUUGAGCCGAUGGCGAAGCCUAUGGCUUGGUGUCACGGGUUGGGCCUUCGGGGCUGUUUCUACGUGCGGGACAAGUGCCCCCCUUCCUGUGGGCCUGGGCCCGUCCGGGUCAUUGUCUAUGACACGGCUACGCGCACUUGGCUUGACGUGAAGGACUCGGCGAUCGUCAAAGGCUGGCGCGGCGCCACUGCUGUCGCUGAUGGCCGCGUGUACGUCACCAAUCAGUACGAGAUGUACUGCCUCAAAGUUUUCGAGCCGGAGAUGAAGUGUUGGAUCCAGGCGCCUGGCAUCGAUCGGCUCUUUCUGUCGUGUUAUUCCAAGAAGCAAAAGCCACCGUUCAAAUUGGCUGGCUUUGAUGGGAAGAUCGUGGCGGCAGGACGAGGGCCGACGUUGACCAUAAUCGAUGUAAGGAAAGCGAUGGAGACAAGAAGGAACGGCGGAGGAGGGGCAGAGGAUGGGGAGGAGGGGGUUGUAGAAGUCGCAGACAAUACGGCUCUGUGGAGCACAGUAUGGCUGUCCGGCGAUUCCAACUGGGAGGCGAGCGAUAAUCGACUGGACACAGUUGAGAGUGUUCAGGUCAUUGGGUUGUAGGGAAAUCUUUGUUGCGCGGUCGAGUCUUCUCUCGGCUUGUCUCAGCUCUUUGCUUUGCCUUCCUCCGUUCUCUCUUCUUCUCAUUUGGCCCCCCGGAUUCAUUCCUCUGUUUUGAUCUCUCUCUCUCUCCCUGUCACGGGCUACUUAGCCUCACACGGGCUUUUAUCCCUCCAUUGCCGUCUGUGAGCCGUGGUGAAUCUUCCCCUAUCCUCUCCUCCUGCAACUGCAAGGAUUGAUAGCAUUUCUAUGCUCGUCGUCUGUCCGUUCGGGUCGUACCCUUGUUAUUACCUUCUGAGUUGCCAUGGAGACUGAUCUGAUGCACACGGGAUCUCUCCUUUUCGAACAAAUGGAAGACAAAAGAGGCUAUCUCGGCGGUAUGAGAUGGGUGGGGACGGAAUUGAUGCGGUGGCAGGAUUGGAACUCGCUCUGCUGGUGAUCGGGUGUCGCGAAGGAUCCAUAGGGGGAGGGAAAGAUGGAAAGAGUGAUAGACGUAUGCCCCUCUUUGUGUGUGUGUGUGUGUGUGUGUGUGAGAGAGAGAGAGAGAGAGAGAGAGAGAGAGAGAGGAGGGGGGGGGGUGUAAGGAGAGGGAAGGAAAGGGUAGAGUACGGUAGUUUGAUGCCAUUGAAGCUUCAUGGCAUCUAGGGUGAUUGUGAUUUUAGAUGUUAGGUGGUGUGAUAAACAAACAAAUUCGACCUCGGUUUCGAAUGGAUUUUGAUCGGUCCAGAGGGAGGAGGAUGAGAAUUCGAAGCGGGGAGAACGACUACUCUCCCAGGUAUUUGAAGGGGAGUGAGAAUUGGGAGCUGGGAAAGACUGCUUCUCUCCCAUGCAUUUGUGGAUAAUUCAAUUGCUCUCUCGAGCUGUCAAUGUGACUCCAUGACGCGUGAAGAAGUGAGUUCCCUUUUUGAAGGCUAUGGUUUGAUCUAUAACGGAGGCACAACUCUAAAUAUAGCUUUGCUACCAAAGACAGAGAGAGAGAGAGAGUGGGGGGAGGGGGGAGUUAAGGUUUUUCGUUGUAGUUUGUUUUGUCUCACUGGCUCAGCAUGUGCAAUUCAUUGUGCGCAUGUGGAGGUGGUGAUGACGACGCAGCGUUCUUUGGCUUUCGUUGGUCAUGUGCACACGCUUCUUCCUUGGCUAUGUUUUGCUCUUCUCGGCGAGAAAAGCUCUUGGAAGACGGAUGCGCCGCCGUCGUCCUGUGUGGCGCUAAUUCGCACUCUGCUCUUUUCAUUCCCUGAGGAUGAAUUGUCGCUUUGCGCUAGCUCUCUCUAAACGGCUCCUGUUGUUUGUGCCUGCCUUUCGUUGUGCACCUUGGAAUUCGUUUUGUCCUUGGUUGUGCGGUGCUAGGUCGCACUUGCAGCUGCUGUUGUUUUCCUAAGUACCUGAUCAUCCAUCGUGGAUGGAUUGUCGCUUACGGUAUUUGGGCGUGUCUGUCUGUCGAGAGAGGGAGCUAAAGCACGACGCGGACGAACCCGGGACUUGAUUGCCCAUUGCGCUGUCGUUGUUCAGGGUGUACUUCACGGCAGCUGGGAUUGUAUACACUCGCCGACUGUACCGUCAGGCUUCGAUUCUUACAGACAACUGAUGAGGAGUCUGAAAUAGGACGUACAUCACCUCUGUUUGGGCAGGAGAUGCUAUGCUGUGUAUUGCGUCGUAGUGUGCGGCGCGUAUCUCUUGGAGAAAUAAGUGAAUCUCUCGUGUGCGGCAGGUUGUCAAGUAGGGAGUCUGCGCUUUGUGCGGCCUAAUCUUUUACGUGCGGCCCUCAAGGAGGAGUUCUGCGCUUUGUGCGGGCUAAUCUCUCUUGUGCGGCAGGUUGUCAAUCGGGGAUGCUGCGCUGUGGCUUGGGCUAAUCUCUUGUGUACGGUAGACUCUCAAGGAGGGGGGGGGGGUCUGCGCUUUGUGCGGCCGAAUCUCUCUUGUGCGGCAGGCUCUCGAGGAGAUUCUGCGCUUUGUGCGGCCUUUUUGGAAAGCGAUUUCCCGCUGCAGCACCUUUGCCAUAUACACUGGCGUUGUGUCUCCUUGCGGCAGGCGCUCAAGGGGAUUCUGCGCUUUUUGAGGGCUUUGUCGAAAGCCAAUUCCCGCUGUAGCACCUUUCCUAUAUCACUGUUUGUUGUUUCUCCUUUGUUUUGAGUCCUUUUGUCCCCUCAGGUAGCCAGAUGGUGGGUGGGCUUUUCUGUGGGCGGAUCGCGAUUGGGCCCUCCCUCCUGAUGUUCGCCUGCUGUUUACCGCUUCCUUCUCUGUGAACGUGCGUCUGUUUCGGCUGCAUCUUUGGCUCGAUGUACUCAUCGGAUCAAUCAAUUAAUCAAGCAGUCGAGCAAUCAAGCAAUCAAGCAACCCUUCUAUGAUUUAUUCGAUCUUGUGAUAGGACCAGGGCGCUGUUGUCAUGCAGUAGCCGAGGUCUGAGCAGUUGGUGUGCCUCGAUUUCACGGACUCUGGUUGGCGGGCGUCUCAUUAUGGGAGGAGGAGAAGGAGAGCUUCCAUGUGAGGAAAGCCCCGGCCCAUCCGUGCACACGGCCGGAUUUCUUUGUUCGGUGGGUGCUCGCUCUAGUAGUGCGGAAAUCUUGGCCGCAUGCGGGUCAUGAAUGUUCAAAUCCUGAUGAACAGAACAGUAUUCAUUUUGCGCAACAGUUACUCUGUUAUUUAUUGGUGACAGUAUCCAUGCCUGUUUCCCCCAUUGUUUUCCAUUCCGUUCUCUUUGUUGCCAUGCUCUCCUACUUCAAACUUUCUGUUUUCGGUGCGCUUUUGCGCGCGCUUUUGCCCCCCGCCCGCCUGUCACUCAUGUACCGUAUGUACUCGACGAGAAUCCUUAACGCCUUGCGCCUCCGGAUUAGCCUAAUCAGUGCAUUAUAAUGAUUUUCGAAACAACAUGCUUGCACGCUCCAGGGGAGGGCCUGAUUGUUUACGAUGGCAAAGUCAAGUAUAUACCGUAUUACCUUACCCGAGUGCGGCCCGAGUUAUGGGGGUAGUGGUAAUUGAGAAGCGACUGAGGUAGUUUUUAUGCUUAGCUGAUACUUCUUUUCCUUCCGUCAGUUCAAAUUAUUUUGAAAUUAUGGAGAUGUGAUGGGGUGGUCCACGUGGAUGGAUUGGGUCGUCGUACCAUGUAGAAAGAGCCAGACUUGCUCGACGUGACGGUGGGAUGCGUGGAUGCAUGGAUGGAUGGAUGGAUGGAUGGAUGACAACUGUGAAUGAAUCAAUGUGUCCGCAGGAAUUGAAGUAAAUCGUGAUGAUGUGA
Messenger RNA from Chara braunii, 5713 nucleotides. The record is from the annotation of a GenBank genome assembly. NCBI's taxonomy places the organism in Eukaryota, Viridiplantae, Streptophyta, Charophyceae, Charales, Characeae.